ACAAAGGUGUUAAUUACCAGUCACCAUAAAUAUGACAUUUUAACUGUUAUCAAGGUUCGAAAAUUCUUACUUUCAAACUUCGACACAUUGGGGUCAAUUAACACUAAUUUAACAUCGACAGGACUAUAAAAUGUACUCGACUUAAUAGAGUAUUUGAAUCAACCAAGUUCAACACAUCAGAGCAUAGGUCAUGGCAUCCAGUAAACCUAUACCAUGUGUGCCUUGUCACUAUGGAGAAGUAAACGCAAAAGCUGAGUUCUGGUGUUAUAACUGUGAAGAAGGAUUAUGCUUAACAUGCUCAGGUCACCAUAAAAGAUCUAUGCUAUCACAUCAUCAUAAGACCAUUGAUAUUAAAAGUUAUAAACCAUCAAACCAAACUAUCAAAACAGAAUGUGACAAACAUGGUCAACAGCUUAACUUGUACUGCCCCGGUCAUUUAAUGCCUUGUUGUGAAGAAUGUAUUCCUACUAGCCAUUCAAAAUGUUCUGGGAUAAAAAGAUUAGCUAGUGUAGUAGAGGAAACCAAAAUGGAAAAAUCAAAAGAAUCUUUAGAUAAAGAUAUAAACUCCAUCUUAGACAUCUUGAAUAAAAUUGAGACCAACAAAUCAGAAAAUAUCAAAAGAGGUGAACAACAGUGUGACAGCAUCAAGGGCAGGAUUAUAAAAUUCCGAAAGAAAAUAAAUGAACAUUUAGACAUACUAGAGAAGAAGUUAUGCCAAGAAACAGACACCAUCCUGAAUAAAGAAAAAUCAAAUGCAUCAGAUUUGAUUAAUGAAAUUGAAGCAAAGAGAGGAAAACUAGAUGGAAUGAAAGACUAUCUACAUACUGUCACAACAUAUAGUUCAAAACUGCAAUCAUUCCUAGGUGUACAUCAGAUUGAACAACAAGUACACCAAUGUCAACGAUAUGUUGAAGAUCUGCAUAAUGGUGACAGGGUUAAAAUGUUUGACAUUAAAAUGAAGCAAAAUGAUGAAAUAGAAAAGACCCUGAAAAAUUUAGAAUCACUGGAAUCCCUAGGAGAAGUAACUGUUGUUAAAACAGAUAUACCUAUGAAUAGAGAAACAAGUGUGAAGAGGGAAGCACAAGUACAAUCACGACAGCAAUCCAACAUAAACAACAUGACAAUGAAUAUUGAGACAAAGAUAGAUAUUAACAUGGAGAAGUUUAUUAGUGACAUGAUUUGUCUGAUGGAUGGUAGAGUUAUAGUAGUUAAACAGAAUGAUACUGCUAAUCUGCUUACUUCUGAUGGCAAACUACAGAAAGAGUUACCAAUAUCUGGUCGAGUCGUAAGUGUCACACAGAUCAACCAGAAUACUAUGGCCAUGACUUAUCCUUGUGAGGGGGCCAUUAAGAUCUUCAAUAUAGAGAAUGAAACAGUUACCAAAGUUAUCAAAUUAGACAAAGGAUGCUAUGGAAUAUCAUUCUCCAAUAAUUCCCUGGCUGUAGGUUUGGAGAAAGAUGAAAUUCGUAUCAUAGACCUUGAAGGAAAUACACUGAAGUCAAUACAAGUUGAGAGUAAAUCAUCCCUGUUUCACCUUGCUUACUGUAAUGACAGAGUAAUCUAUAGUGAUUAUAUGGGUAAAACAAUUUACUGUGUGAAUGGAUCAGGUAAACAGAUCUGGCAAUAUAAACAGGAUUUAUCAGAACCAAUGGGACUUUGUACAGAUACUUAUGGUAACAUUAUUGUAGCAGAUAAUGGAUCUCAAAGUAUAAAAGUAAUAUCAAAAGAUGGACAGGAGAGAAAAGAACUGAUCAAUAAAGAUGAACUUGAGCUUCCUCGGUGUAUUUGUUUUAGUAAACAUAAUGAGUCAUCAGGUUUUAUUUGUGAUUUCCCAGGCACAUACUUGGUAAAAUUCAAUUUAUCUUAUGAAUAAGAUAUACAUGUACGCUGAAGAAUAUUUUCCAUCAAAUGAUAAAAAGUGUACAAGUAAAGGUUUUUGGUGUGUGCUUAAAUAUAUUGUGAGAAGAAAUAUAGGCAGGAAGUAUAGGCAAGUUUUAAAUUGUAUUAAAAGUGUAUAGGCGUUCAAACAACUGAUCAGAACAUUUUGAUAAACUAUAGGUGGAUUAUGUUUACCAUUUUGUUUGAUUUGUAAUAAUUAUAGGUUUCAAAACGAGUUGGAAUGGGAUAUCGCUUGAUAUCAACUCGAGUUAUUUAAUUUCAAUAUAAUAAUAAACUAGCCUUCUGCAAGUUUAUCAUUACUUUUCAAAUUAAGUAUAUUGUUGAUAUCAAGCUAUAUCCAAUUUUCACAAGUUGUUAAACCUAUUUCUGUUAUGGUCAACACUCUCAAUGUGUUAAAUCAAAAAUUCCGUGAAAUGUUGGUCUGGUCUUUUGCACAUUCCAGUAUGACGUCGUAUGUCCUUUUCCGGUGUCAAACUUUAACAUCAGACAUUGUAAGAUUUUUUGAGUGCUUCAGAAUGUAAUAAAAUUUGACAAAAAGAAGAUUUUCAGGUGAAAUAUGUGAGUUAUUUUGUAUAUCAUUGAAGAAAUUACAUAUGUCCGUUGCCAUGGACAAAAUCACAGUCCGUGCAGUAUGCUAUGAGAAAUAUCUAUUCAUGCAAGAAUCUGAUGUUCAGUAGUUGUCAUUUGUUGAUGUGGUUCAUAAGUGUUUCUGGUUUCUCGUUUUUUUAUAUAGAUUAGAUGGUUGGUUUUCCCUUUUG
Molecule: messenger RNA, 2657 nt
Organism: Mytilus californianus (California mussel)
Lineage: Eukaryota; Metazoa; Mollusca; Bivalvia; Mytilida; Mytilidae
Exons: 2
Coding region: 191-1873 (560 amino acids)
Biological process (GO): positive regulation of DNA-templated transcription
Cellular component (GO): chromatin; nucleoplasm
Molecular function (GO): zinc ion binding; protein binding; ubiquitin-protein transferase activity
Source: RefSeq, a predicted model, not a curated record